AUGAUCGAGGUGGUUCUGAACGAUCGAUUGGGGAAGAAGGUUCGCGUGAAGUGCAACGAUGACGACACCAUCGGCGACCUGAAGAAGCUGGUUGCAGCUCAGACGGGAACGAGGGCCGAUAAGAUUCGCAUCCAGAAGUGGUACACCAUCUACAAGGAUCACAUCACCCUCAAAGAUUACGAGAUCCACGACGGCAUGGGCCUCGAACUCUACUACAACUAAAAUCCCUCUUCAAAGGUGCUAUUAAUGGCAAUAUAGUAUGUAACUGGAUAAAUGCGUCGAAUGUAACUUUUGACUCGCAAAAAACCCCUUUGAUUGGAAUAAUGUACAUACCCGGAUGAUAUUGGGUUUAAUUUGCUGUUGGAACAAUCUGUUACUUUGUUAUAUAUAACAUAUUUGACGUGUUCCUGGUUUAUAUGAA
Messenger RNA from Arachis ipaensis, 421 nucleotides. Its product is annotated as ubiquitin-like protein 5. Gene Ontology annotation, molecular function: protein binding. NCBI's taxonomy places the organism in Eukaryota, Viridiplantae, Streptophyta, Magnoliopsida, Fabales, Fabaceae. Gene Ontology annotation, biological process: protein modification process. The record is from RefSeq and is a predicted model, not a curated record.